GAAUAUUGGGAAGCGGCUAGUCCAAAUCUAUCCCGUAUCUCAAGCUGCCUAGUCUAGCAAAGGGUAGUUUUUUCUGAAAUGCUGAUAUCGAAAACAUUCAUUUGUAGCCUAUAUGCUUUUUUCUAGAUCAUUUCAAAUCAAUGCAACUCGUGCUUAUAGGUUGUCGAAAGAAUUGGUGGAAAGUGGUGAGUCAGCUAUAACUCUUUCUCCCGAUGGAGCAGUCGUCGUUUGUUGGCAUCCAGUCAGAAAGGUUCCUUAUGAGUGUACUAAACCUAUUUCACAUAACAUUAAAUCGCUACGUACUCCAACUUCUCCUCUAAAAAUCAAUGUACCCGAUACAAUCAUCAAAAAUUCUGCAGAGCCUACUGUAGUAGAACUUUCAAAAGCUUUCGGUGUUCCAUGGUUUCAUUUUCGACCUAGGAGAAGUCAAAAAUCUCAUUCACCUUACUUUUGGGCCCCACUUAAAGAACGAAAUAACUUGUAAACUUUGAAUGACAAACAUAUUCCAAUCGCCAAAAAGUUUCAUAGAUUAAAAAGCAUUAGUUUUUUGUCGUA
Molecule: messenger RNA, 555 nt
Organism: Schistosoma intercalatum
Lineage: Eukaryota; Metazoa; Platyhelminthes; Trematoda; Strigeidida; Schistosomatidae
Source: the annotation of a GenBank genome assembly